Messenger RNA from Parathielavia appendiculata, 1056 nucleotides. RefSeq lists its product as uncharacterized. The coding region runs from base 1 to 1056 and encodes 351 amino acids. The transcript has a single exon. The record is from RefSeq and is a predicted model, not a curated record. Lineage: Eukaryota; Fungi; Ascomycota; Sordariomycetes; Sordariales; Chaetomiaceae.
AUGGCCGCAGGCUCAAGCAUUAAGGACAAGAAGAAGAAGAAGAAGAAGAAGAAGAAGGCCAAAAAGUCCGAGGACGACGGCUCGGCUGCCCCAGCCGCCGGGGAUUCGGUGGUGAAGACCGAGGAGCAACCUGGAAGCGACGAGAAGAAACUCAAGAAGGAAAAGAAGGAGGAUGGAAAGCGCAAGCGGGAGGCGGUCGAUGUGACAGCUGAGGCCGACACUCCAAUCAAGGUUGAGGGAGUGAGGAAGCUGGAUGAAGCCGAGCCCCCUAAGAAGAAGAAGGAGGAGGAGGAGGAGGGCAUAUCUGAUGUGGAUGGAAAGUCAGGGAAGCACAAGGACAAGAAGAAAAAGAAGGAUGCUAAGGGGGCCGAGCCAGAGGAGGAGCGAGUUGCGCACGAGGGAGUCAGAGCCGAGGAGGCGGAGAAGCCGAGCGCCGACAAUGCUGGAGGGGAGAAGAAGAGCAAGAAGAAGGCGAAGAAGCUCCAGGAGGCUGCCGAGUCAAUUGAGACACCAGCUGUCAAACCCGCCGCGGAGGAGCGCCCGUCCGAGAAGAAGGAAAAGAAGAAGGAGAAGCGCAAGCACAAGGAACAGGAUGGAGAUGUGGGGAUAGCUGAUGUGAGUGCCGCUCCGGCCGAGCCUAAAACUACCGAGGCCGCCGGCGAGCAAGAGGCAGCACGACCCAAGAAGAAGCAAAAGAAGGCAGAGAAGGAGAAAACGGGCAGCCAAAAGACGAGGGACAAAGCUUCGGACGCAUUCACAGACACGUCAAAACAGGAGACCCCCGCGACCGCUCCCAGCAAAGCCCCCGACACGGAUCUCGCUGAGCGGUGGAACGUCCAAAACCUCGGUGGUGGCGCUUCACGCCAAAGCAAGUUCAUGCGACUCCUGGGGGCCAAGAAGCACGGCGCCACCGCUGCCAGCACUGGCGAAGCCAAAAACGGCCCACGCAAGCGGCUCGACAUUGGCAAGGUCUCGCAGGAGCUCGAGAAACAGUUCGAUGCCGGCAUCCAGAUGAAGUUCGGGGCGGGUGGUCAGCGGAAGGGCCUGGGCGCUUGA